AUGGAGGAAGAGCUCUGGAGCUCGCAAAGGGAUGUCAUCGCCAAGGUUUUUGUGCUCCUGCCGCUCGAAGACAUCAUCCGCAUUCGAUCCGUGUGUAAGUCUUGGCACUCGCUCGUCGGAUCGGGCGAGUUUCUCGAGCUCUGGAAGCGCAAAUCCGCCAGGCGGUCGCAGCCGCCGUGGAUUUGCGUCCGGGCGUGGCGAGAAUCCCUGCAGCAGCAACGAGCGCCGCCGAAAUCCGAGGUUUGGAGUCCCGUCGGAGGCCCCAGAGUAGCGUUCCCCUUCACGUUUCGUCCGCCAGGAACAUCGCAGCUCCAGAUUAUGGCGUCCUCGCGUGGCCUGGUGUGCGGCCAGGGAUUCAAUGGGGCGCUCUACGUGGGAAAUCCUUUGAAGGGUCUGUGGCACCAGCUGCCAUUGCCACCUACAAGCAUUGGCAGCCACCAGGCGACCAUGGCCGUGGCCGCCACUGGGAAUUCGUACAAGGUCGGUUUCUUUGGAGCAUUGCCAUUUCUCAUCUAUGAUUCCAGACUGGAAACUUGGGUGACCGACGCUAGCUACUACAGGCCAGGGACUUGCAUUACCAGGGAUCUCCGAGGCUCGCUCUACAUGAGCAAUCUUCCCGGCAGCGUUAUAUGCUACGAUAUGAGCUCGAGAUCAUGGUCGGAGGUGGAAGUUUGUGGCUUCCCGGAUAAAAGCCAUCAAAGGCUGGAUAUCAUGGUUUGCAGCUCCAUGAUCAAUCACAGGGGGAGACACAUCCAAGUUUCGGCAUUGCUGAGUGACGACAAGAAGCUCUGGUACGAGAUAUGGGAGCUUGUACCUGGGAAUCAGUCGUUACCCAGGGGCUGUAAAAUGGCCUGGAGGAUCUUAUCUACGAGCCUGACACUGAAUGAGAUUACGCUGGAGGGAAGCUUUAUCUUCGUCCAGGCAGGAGACAUGCUGGUGGUGUACCCCCGGCUGCUGCGAGGUUCUCACUCAGUUUCGGAAGAGUGGCGCUCCAAUUUUCCUCCAGCAGUGGCUUUCAACGUUGAGCUGAGCUCCUGGCACGUCUUAGAAGAAUCGUUUGAGGGGAUUUUUGUGCCGAGCUUAACGACACAGCCUUGA
Messenger RNA from Selaginella moellendorffii, 1098 nucleotides. Its product is annotated as putative F-box protein At3g23950. The transcript has a single exon. The record is from RefSeq and is a predicted model, not a curated record. The coding region runs from base 1 to 1098 and encodes 365 amino acids. NCBI's taxonomy places the organism in Eukaryota, Viridiplantae, Streptophyta, Lycopodiopsida, Selaginellales, Selaginellaceae. Gene Ontology annotation, molecular function: protein binding.